Molecule: messenger RNA, 1115 nt
Organism: Raphanus sativus (radish)
Lineage: Eukaryota; Viridiplantae; Streptophyta; Magnoliopsida; Brassicales; Brassicaceae
Exons: 4
Coding region: 56-940 (294 amino acids)
Biological process (GO): fatty acid metabolic process
Molecular function (GO): NAD+ binding; oxidoreductase activity, acting on the CH-OH group of donors, NAD or NADP as acceptor
Source: RefSeq, a predicted model, not a curated record
AGUUUUAUCUCUUUCAUUGGAGUUUGCAAAGAGACUAACGAUCGCCCCGGAGAAAAUGGGGGAGAUAAAGUGUGUCGGAGUAGUGGGUGCUGGUCAGAUGGGUUCAGGAAUCGCGCAGCUCGCCGCCACGAACGGCCUCGACGUCUGGCUCAUGGACGCUGAUCGCGACGCGCUCUCUCGAGCCACCGCAGCUAUCUCCUCCUCCAUCAAUCGUCUCGUCUCCAAAAGCCUAAUCUCCAAGGAAGUAGGUGAUGAUGCUAUGCGUCGCCUACGUUUAACAUCAAACCUCCAAGAUUUGCGGUCUGCUGAUAUCAUCGUGGAAGCCAUUUUGGAGUCGGAAGAGAUUAAGAAGAAACUGUUCAAGGAUUUAGAUGGUAUAGCCAAGAGCUCUGCGAUUCUAGCUUCCAACACAAGUUCCAUCUCCAUUACUCGUCUUGCUUCCGCAACACAAAGACCUAGCCAGGUCAUUGGAAUGCACUUUAUGAACCCUCCUCCUAUAAUGAAACUGGUUGAGAUCAUUCGCGGCGCGGAUACCUCAGAGGAGACGUUUGUUGCUACAAAAUCUCUGGCUGAAAGGUUUGGCAAGACAACAGUGUGUUCACAGGACUACGCGGGCUUCAUCGUGAACCGGAUCCUCAUGCCGAUGAUCAACGAAGCGUUCCACACACUUUACACAGGGGUGGCUACUAAGGAAGACAUUGACAGCGGGAUGAAACACGGCACAAACCAGCCGAUGGGGCCUCUGGAGUUGGCGGAUUUAAUCGGUCUAGACGUGUGCUUGUCGAUAAUGAAAGUGUUGCACCAGGGGCUUGGGGACUCGAAAUACGCACCGUGUCCACUUCUUGUUCAGUACGUUGAUGCUGGAAGAUUAGGUAGGAAACGAGGAAUGGGUGUUUAUGACUACCGUAAGAAGCCUGUUACUCCAUCUCCUCGGCUUUGAUAAAGCAAAGCACAAAAUCUGUAAUAAAGAUGAUGAAGAUACAUUUGGCAACAGUAAAUGCUUUACUCGACUGUGUUUGGUUUCUUUCUUUUUUUCCUUUUUAUGUUUCUUGGUCAUCGCGUCCAGCAUACUCGAAUUUAGAUUGAAAGAAUAAUAAAGGGUUACCUAAAAUGAA